GCAGGGGCGUGCGCCGCCGGUGGCCAUCUUGGAGGCGGGGACGUGCGGAGGGAACUCUUGUCUACAUCUUCCUCGUCUUCCUGGAGCCAUAGUCUCAACUUCCCGACUCCCUGUCCCCUACUUUUCAGCUGCUACGCAGACACUCUCUUGGGUCCCCAGUACACCAUAAUUGAAGAAAAAUGAUGGAAGAGAGUGGAAUAGAGACAACACCACCUGGAACUCCUCCACCAAAUCUUGCUGGACUGGCUGCUGCUGCUGCAUUGUCUUCCACCCCACUUCCUUUAGCUGCAACCAGUUCCUUUUCUUCUCCAAAUGUAUCUUCUAUGCAAUCCUUGCCACCACACGCAUACUCUACCCCUCAGCAAUCUCUUCCUCCUGUGAGGCCUUCUGCAUCGUUGCCUUUUGUGCCUCCUUCACCAGUUUCUUCUGCUCCACCCCUUCUUACUUCUGUACCACCUCCUGUUUCUCCACCAACUGUUGCUACCUUCAGUAAUCCUCCUUUACCUCACUUCCCAACUUCAACUUCUGCCCCAAGUACUGUUCUAUCUGCACCCUCUUCCGGUCCUCCUACAUCUGGAUUUUCUGUUGGUUCAGCUUACGACAUUACAAGGGGACAUGCAGGAAGAGCUCCCCAGACACCUCUGAUGCCAUCAUUUUCUGCACCUCCAGUAACAGGUAUUUUGCCAACUCCCAUUACUCAGCAAGCCAGUUUGACAUCUCUGGCCCAGGGAACUGAAACCACAUCGGCCAUUACUUUUCCAGAGGAACAAGAAGAUCCUAGAAUUGGUAGAGGUCAGGAUGAAGCAUCUGCUGGUGGACUCUGGGGUUUUAUUAAGGGUGUGGCCGGAAAUCCCAUGGUGAAAUCUGUGCUUGAUAAAACAAAACAUUCAGUAGAAAGCAUGAUUACAACGCUGGACCCUGGCAUGGCUCCAUAUAUCAAAUCUGGAGGUGAACUGGAUAUUGUAGUGACUUCAAAUAAAGAAGUAAAAGUUGCUGCUAUCCGGGAUGCCUUCCAGGAGGUCUUUGGCUUAGCCGUGGUUAUAGGGGAAGCUGUUCAGUCCAACAUUGCCCCGCAACCAGUAGGCUAUGCAGCUGGAUUAAAAGGGGCUCAAGAACGGAUAGAUACUUUGCGUCGCACUGGAGUGAUCCAUGAAAAACAGACUGCGGUGUCAGUAGAAAACUUCAUUGCAGAAUUGCUACCCGACAAGUGGUUUGACAUUGGUUGUUUGAUAGUUGAAGAUCCUGUCCAUGGCAUUCACCUCGAAACAUUUACACAGGCUACCCCAGUGCCUUUGGAAUUUGUACAACAGGCUCAAAGUCUAACUCCCCAGGACUACAAUCUGAGGUGGUCAGGCCUUUUGGUGACAGUGGGCGAAGUCCUGGAAAAGAGUUUACUAAAUGUCAGCCGGACUGACUGGCACUUAACUUUCACUGGCAUGUCACGUCGACAGAUGAUCUACAGUGCAGCCAAAGCGAUGGCGGGCAUGUAUAAACAGCGCCUACCACCCAGGACCAUGUGAGAGAAGACUUACCGAAGAUACUGAGAAUUCCUCACUUUGAGCCUGGUGGUAAAGAAGAGAUUAUAUCUUCUUAAAUUAGAUAGCUUCAUGAUCCAGCAGUUUUGAUAAUUUUCCUGUAGGCUGCAGUUUUUUUCCCCUAGAAAGGCAUGGUGUCAUGCCAGUAGAUGCAAAGAAACAGAUCCUUUUUAUGAUUAUAUAAUUUCAUGUACCAUAGUUCUCAAAAAAGAAAAUAUGUAAAUAUUUUUAUAGAACAAUUUGAUACACCAAAUUUAUAAGGUAGAGAUUCAUGUGUUAAGACAUUUAACUUAAUGAUAUGUACUUUAUUAUUUUGUUUUUUAAGAAGAUACAGUUAAUUAAAGAACAUGUUUAUUGCAUAUUCUUUAGAAGCAUUGUUUCUUUUAACUCACAAUUAAUCUCUUCCCUGUCAGUCUUUGAAGCUUUCUAUGUGUGCACAUGAUCUCAGGUCUGAUGCUGAGCUGUGUGCUCAACAAUUUACACCUACUCGUAGGGAGAUGGUGCAUUUAACAUGGGCCAAAAUAAUAGCAUUAAUAGAAUUGAUCCCUUUCUUUUUGGUUAUGUACACACACAGUCUGAAUAAUUCAAAUUUUUUUCUUUUUUCUUUUAAAUAGGUUUUGGCGUUUAACAGAUUUAUACUCUGAACACUAUGUUUUAUUUUUUCAUUGCUGUAUGACAACUAAGGGGCAAAUGAUUCAAGCAUAUUUUCAGUUGGAAGCAUUUGGGGCGUUUUGGAUAAUGCUGUUCAGUACUUCCCACUAAACUGACAACACCCAUUAUUUCUGCUUCCGCUCAUUUUCCCACUGUAAUAGAGAAAUUUUUGAGAGGUAAUUACUUUGUUUAUGGGAUUGUAUGCCUCUUAUUUUAAUUAGGGUUAGUUCUUACUAAGUUUGUCUUAAACACUACUUUUCUAACUUUGUGCCAUUCUGCCUUUACUUCGUAUGGAAGUUUUCAAAGAAACUUUUUAUAUUCAGUAUGGUUUAUUUAAUCCAUUAUGUUGGUAUUUAGUAAAGGCUUUUUCUUCCAAAUAAUAUAUUUUACCAUUUUUGGAUUUAUAUAAAUCAAAAUUAAAUAGUUUGUCUUAUACUUUUGAACUCUAUAUGCAACUUCAAAUAACUUUUGAUAGUUUCUUAUAUAAAUGUAAUUUGACUUUUAUUUACUCUUCUAUGCAGUUCUUUAGGUGUAAAAGAAUUAGUAUAAUCUUAUAAAGGGUAUUGAACUCUUAUCCUGCACUGUCAUUACAUGGUUUAUUUCAAAUACUUAUUUGAUUUUUGCUGUUUUUUACCCAGAGAUAAGAUGAAUAAGUAUUAAUUUUGCAACUACGGUACAUGUUAAUUUCCAAGCACUGUUUAUAAUGAUUGUUCAGUGAAAUUCAGACUUCUAUGUCAUUACAAGUGAGAAGAAAGAAAAGAGAUGUAACCAGUUGUGGCGUAAUAGGGACAGAAUACUUUUUUCCCUUCUUUAUUGCUCUUUAUAGAACAGUUCAUCUGUUUUCUCCAUCUUUCAUGAAAAACAGAAGCCUUUCUCUACCAUUUGUGUUUAUCCUCUGAUUUCAAAAGCUACCCUUUUCUAGCAGUAUUUUAUCAUGAGAUGGCCUGAUGACUGAUCAUAAUUAGGGAUGAAGGAAAAAGCAUUCACAUACUUAAAAUAUUUUUGCUACUUUCCGUCCUGUUAUAGAGAAAUUCUACAGAUCCUAAAAAAAGUCUAAGUUUUCAUUUUCUUUUUAUUUUACCAAGUCUCAAAUAUCUUAUUUAAUGUUUUUGAGGGUUGUUUUCAUAGAAUCACAAACACUGAAAGCUCAUUAGGCGACGAUUUUCCUGGAAUCCUUAAAUAGCAGUGGCAGAGUUAUUCUAUGGCUUGGUUGAAGCCAGAUAGUUUUCCUGCACCUGGUAAUUUGGUAAACCUUCUGCUCUUUGGCUUAGUGUGAGUAGGUGAGGAGGAGGAGGAAGGGCAAAAGGAAAAGAUAAAUACAUGAUCUGGUUCUGGCCUCUCCCAUUCUUUUUUUGGCCCAGAGUUAUCUUUGAAAGGCAUCAGAGCGUGACUGACUCCACAUGCUCAGCUUUCCCAGCGUCUUGUUUAUUUUCUCAUUCCUAGAUUUCUGUUUGGUAUAAGGGGCAAGAAAAAUAACUCAUCAUCUCAGCACAGCAGCAUUAGCCAGGCAGUCCUCUAGUGUUGGUAUUUUGGCAUAAGUUGCUGAUCAUCAGACUAAGACCAUGGUUUCCUUUACCAGUCAUCUAACUGCCCCUUGUUCUUCUCCCUUUCUGCUCAUUUCCUUAUAAUUCCCACAUUAGCAUUUUUAGUGAGAGUUGCUUUUUUUCCUCCCCCAAGCUUCUUAGAAAAACCUGUCUUCAACACAGUGCUUCACCUCUGUGUUGUUUUGGUCAUGUUUGCAAUUUUUUUCUUCCUUUUGAAAUGCUCCAGGAACUAAUUACUGAAUUUUAGAAGUUUGUACAUGUCUUUGUUUAAAUAGUGUGAAAGAGAACAGGAAGAGUAAUUUAACAUCAACCUCAGUUCAGGGUCCUCCUUUAAGUUUGUCAGGUAACCCUGGACCUAGAACUGUGCCACAGACUUCAGGAAUCAGAAAGCUUCAGGCAAUACUAGCAGUUCUCAAUUCCCAGUCUCUUACCUCCCCAUUCUUCGUUCUUCUCUCUCAAGGAUUAAUGAGGUAGAAAAAUUGUGAUGAAUGAAUAUAGACAAAAUGGUAGUAUGAUAGUAAGUAGAUAAGAGUACAGAUGUGUAUUAUGUACAUCUAUUCAAAAAUUAUGCAAAUUAGUGUUAUACUCAGGGUGAACUAAAUUAAUAUAUUGUUAGAUUUACUUUGUUCCUUGGCUAUAAAAAAAUUCAUAACAGUAAUUUGUGUUCUGUGAAGCCAAACUGAUAAUAUUCUAUGUUGUAAAAGAUGUUAUGUGUAAAUUAUUAAGAAAUUGGAAAUUGGAUUUUUACUCCCAGAAUAUGGUUGGUGUUCAUUUUUAAGAUACUAUGCAGGAUGAUGUAUUGGAUAAAACCAAUUUUGUAAGUAUGUAAAUAUGUUAUAAAUAAAUAAUACCUCAACUUA
Molecule: messenger RNA, 4590 nt
Organism: Pteropus alecto (black flying fox)
Lineage: Eukaryota; Metazoa; Chordata; Mammalia; Chiroptera; Pteropodidae
Gene: PRRC1
Product: proline rich coiled-coil 1
Exons: 9
Coding region: 180-1520 (446 amino acids)
Biological process (GO): activation of protein kinase A activity
Cellular component (GO): cytoplasm
Molecular function (GO): protein kinase A regulatory subunit binding
Source: RefSeq, a predicted model, not a curated record